Molecule: messenger RNA, 1410 nt
Organism: Colletotrichum graminicola M1.001
Lineage: Eukaryota; Fungi; Ascomycota; Sordariomycetes; Glomerellales; Glomerellaceae
Product: amidohydrolase
Exons: 1
Coding region: 1-1410 (469 amino acids)
Molecular function (GO): hydrolase activity, acting on carbon-nitrogen (but not peptide) bonds
Source: RefSeq, a predicted model, not a curated record
AUGACGGUCCGCCGAGCUCCCGCCUUCGACGGCCCCGCCGCCAAUCUCCCACAGUGCGGUCCCCCGCGGCGAGGGGCCGAUCCCGCGGGUGCGAUCCCGGAGAAGCUUAUCAAGCCAUGGAGGCUACCCAAGCAGAACACAUACCUGUUCGUCAAUGCCAACGUCGUGGACACUGCCAAGGGAGCCGUCAUUGAAAACACGUCCAUCAAGAUCUCGAACGGGCUGAUUGAGAGCGUCGGGGAGCCUGCCGGCACUUUAGGCGAUGCCAUUGUCGUUGAUUUGCAUGGUCGAUACAUCUCUCCAGGUCUCAUUGAUUGUCAUGUGCACGUCAGCUCCGUCCCCGGAGAGGCUGGCCUCAACGGCGGCAUGGGCAUGGAUGCCACUGUUUCCCAUCUGAGACAAUCCUUCGUCUGCGGCCGGAUCCUGAGCAAAGGCUUCACGACCGUACGCGACACAGGAGGCGCCACCCUUGCCUUGAAGGAAGCGAUCCAGGAUGGCGUCUUCCCCGGCCCGCGCCUUUUUAUCGCCAACCAGGCUCUGUCGCAGACAGGUGGCCAUGGCGACCGGCGAGGCGCACACGACCAUUCGAGUCUGUGCUGCGGAGGGGUUGCCGGGCUUUCCAGCGUGGUAGACGGCGUGCCGGAGUGCAUCAGGGCGGCCAGAGAGCAGCUCAGGACGGGAGCAGACUUCAUCAAGAUCAUGGUGGGCGGGGGUGUCGCGUCCCCGACCGACAAGAUCGAGAACACGCAGUUCACCGCGGACGAGAUCAAGGCCAUCAGCGAGGUCGCGCGGAGCUAUAACACAUGGGUCACCGCCCACGCCUACACGCCCCGUGCAAUCCGUCAUGCUGUCGACAACGGCGUUACCGGUAUCGAGCACGGAAACUUCAUUGAUAAAGAGACCGCUGAGCUCAUGGCCGAGAAAGGCGUCUGGUUGACUCCGACAUUGGUCACGUACGACGCCAUGGCGUCAGACAAGUAUGCCGGGUUUCUGCCUCCCGAAAACCAGCGCAAGAACCAGGAAGUGCUGGAAAGAGGGCUACAAUCGCUGCGGAUCGCCGCCGAUGCUGGGGUCACAAUCUGUCACGGUUCCGACCUGCUCGGUCCUCUGCAGGCGGAGCAGAGCAGAGAGUUUGGGAUUCGUCAACAGGCGCUCAGCAGCAAGCAUGUUCUGCAAUCUGCGACGGUGAACGCGGCCAGAAUGCUUCGCCAGGAUGGGUUUCUCGGACAGGUAAAGGAAGGCUUCGCCGCCGACCUCAUCAUUUUGAACGAGAACCCCCUAGAAAAUGUGUCGAUCUUGGACGAGCCGGAGAAGAACGUCCUGGCGGUGAUCAAGGAUGGAAGAGUCUACACUAGUCGAUGGAGCAAGUUGCCGGAGGAUGUGACGGAACCGCCCACGCUCAUCGAAUGA